Molecule: messenger RNA, 3493 nt
Organism: Diabrotica balteata
Lineage: Eukaryota; Metazoa; Arthropoda; Insecta; Coleoptera; Chrysomelidae
Source: the annotation of a GenBank genome assembly
GUGGAUUGACAGUGACAGUUUCCUAAACAACUAAAUAUUUUCGUUUCAUUUAAAGUAAAAUUGGUAAAAUUAUGAACAAAUUAACUUAAUGUCGAAAAAACAAUGCAGUCCAAUAUUAUACAAAAUAGUAUAGAGCUUCCGCUAGAAGUUACUGUGAAACCUUUGGCCUUAGUAGGCGUAUCAGGUCUAGAUAUAGUUAAUAAUGCAGUUCAUAAAUCCAUUUGGGAGACUUUCAGCAGUAACAGAAGAAUAGAAAGGGCUCCUGUUUUAUUUAAAAUAAUUGAUAAUGCCCAUGAAUUUCCUGUGAUCAAACCAAGAAGAACUUCUUAUGACUGGUACAUUCCAAAAGGUAUCCUUAAGAAAAAUUGGAUGAACAAGCAUCUCUAUGAGGUGCCUGCAGUUAUUGUGAUUUUCUAUGACUUAGAUUGGAAUGAUCCGCAAUGGAGCGAACGAAUGAUAGAAUGUGCAUCAAGGGUACAAUCCAUGAGGGCAGCAUUAGAAGGUCGUAAUACUCGUUUAACAAUUGUGCUUAUACAAAACUCCCCACCUCUACCCCCUGGUGAAGAUGCUCUGGCUGCAGAACGUGCAGUUGCUUUAUGUUCUAGUUGUGACUUAAGCUCGCAAUCCCUUUUUGUCUUGCCUCAUGGAGAUCAUCUACAAGGUUAUGCUGUGAGAUUAGAGAAUGCAUUUUAUGAAUUCGCACAAAUGUAUUACCACAACGAAGCCAAAAAUGUUAAAUCUCAUAAAGAACAUCUGAGUAAAACCAAUCAUCAGUUUUUGUUUGUUAGACAUCAGUUCAAGAUGGGAUUUUUGUAUGAGUUAAAGGAUGAUUUACACACUGCCCAUAAGCACUAUAUACAUGCUUACAAUAGCCUGUUAGAAAUUAGGAUAGUGGACACCAAUGCUAUGGAAAUUAGAACAGUUGCUGGGUUUAUCAACUAUAAACUCUGCAGGCUUUUAUUUGCUCUAAACCUACCUCGUGAUGCCAUUUCUCAGUUCAAGUCACACAUUGAUAGGUUCAAAGCUAGAAUGGGGUUCCAUGAAUUAACCUUUGAGCACUAUGCUUGGUUAUCAAAACAGUAUUCAGUUUUUGGUGAUAUAUUUGAUGAAGCUGUGAAAAUGGGGCUUCCUGCUGUACUAACACAACAUCCAGGAAUAUACUAUUAUCAAGCAGCUCAGUAUUCUUUGCAAAGAAAGAAGUUAUGCCAGGAAUUGUGUGCUAAGGUUACUGCUUAUCCUCAACCUGAUCCAUUAGAAGGUGCCAAUCUAAUAGAAUUUUAUGGACAAAGACCUUGGAGACCUGGGAAGUUGAAUGCAGAUCCUCCUGAUCCACAAGUAGAGGGAAAUGGUAUUAUAGCACUACAGUUCUUGGAAAAACAGAUAAAUCAUUCUAACCUAAUUAUAGCUCUGUAUGGUUUAGCGAUUUCUCAGUACAAAACCUACAGGUGUCCAAGAACUAGAAGACAUUUAGUAUUGCAAAUGGCUGACGAGUAUUAUGACAGUAAAGACUAUGGAAAGGCUUUAACUUUGUAUACACACAUGCUGUGGGACUUCCGAAACGAAAAAUGGUGGACUAUAGUUUCUGUGGUAUUAGAGAAGGCAAUUUUAUGUUCGUAUUUGACUGCCAAUGUACAAGACUACCUUUUAUUAGCAUUUGAGAUAUUAGGAGUAAAUAUUAACACACCUCUGAAUGAAAAAAGAAAAAUAUAUGAUAAUUUAAUUAGGAUUUUAAAGAAACAAAUACCAUUUGGUGAUCCAAAACUAACUCAGAACAUCUUACAAGGUGCCAUAAUCCUAUGGCAAUCAUUUGUCACUGAAAAAUCUUUAAAAAUUUCACUUGAUGUAACUAACAUUACAACUUGUCUGACUGUCAAAGGGAGAUUUAUGAAAAAAACAUAUGAAGUCGACCAAAAAAUCAUUGUGGAGCUUUUUAUAAGGUCUACAUGUCCAUUUCCACUAACUCUUUCAAAAGUUGCCAUAUCAAUCAGUGCUGAAAACGAAACAAAUGAAUACAGUGUCCAAACUAUGAAUGACGAGUCUUUAAGUUUUCAACAAGAUGAAAUUAAAAGGUUUAUUGUCGAGUUCCUAGCUGAUCCUUCGGACAUAAAUAAGGAUAUUCAGAUUUCUUCAAUCAACCUCUACCUAUGUAGUACUCCAGAAUGUUGCAUAGACUUGAAAUAUUCUGCAACCACAACCAGCAACGACAAUCAUCUAGAGCUCUACCAUUUCAAAUAUAAUAAAAAUAAAAUCAAUUUCGAUACCAUUCAGCUAUUACCUCAAGCGACGAUUGUGCCUAGAGAAUCUAAACUUCAAGUUGAAUUCGAACACCAAAGCCCUGCUUUGUUAGGAGAGUGGUAUAUAAUUCAGAUAAAUGUGAAGAAUGAGGAAGAGGAUGAAAUUCAAGACUUGAAAAUAGAUGUGUGGAUCGAAGAGGAAAUUGCCAAUGUUGAAUUGUCGACAGAACCUUCCGACAAACAGAAAAAACUUAACUUAGUCCUUAAUAAUCCCACAACUUUAAACGUCCACGACGAAAUCAACACUAAUUUCUACGUGCGAUCCAACAUAAUGUGCAAAUGCAACAUUCAAGUCAGACUGACCUAUGUGCUGAGUGGCGAAAAGAACAUUCAAAGUAUCAAGUUGGAAACGGUGCAAUUGUCUGUUAUUGAACCUUUUGAAGUGUCUACGAAGUAUAUGUCUCUGCUAAUGGCUGAAAUAGAUCAGUUCUACGUUACAGAGAAGUUUGGAAUUAUGAAUUAUAUAACGUUUAUGUCGCCAUGCCCAAUUGUUGUCGAAGACACCACCUUUGAAUAUAAUCAUCUUGUUAGUCCCGAGGAAUCCAUCUACACCAGUCAAAUAAAGGGUAGUGUUUUUAACAAUGCAGAAAUUGGUGGCGAACUUCACUUAGCAACCUGCAAUAAAGUCUCCGAGCAGUCGAUAAAUGUUGGCCAAUACCAUGUAAAAUGGAAAAGAGUGGGAGGUGAAAGUACGACAACAACAUUGGUUGUAACAGGUCUUCCUUGUAAAUGGAUUCCGGUGGGUUUAAAAAUGGUUACACCAGCACACGGCUUCGUGAGAACUUCUAUGAUGCUGGAAUACCAUCUAGAAAACAGAUCCCAACAACUAAUUCAGCUAGAGUUGUCGAUGGACGCAAGCGAAGCCUUUAUGUUCUCCGGUUAUAAACAGUUUUCAGUAACUUUGUUGCCCGUUUCAACGAGAGUGCUCCAGUACAACCUUUGCCCUAUGAUAGCUGGAAGUGUGGCCCUACCAAAAUUGAGCCUGAAAAUUUCAGAGUCCAGUGAAAAUGAAGUGGCAAUUAUUCAGCAAGAAGAAUUAAAUUUUUUGAUAAGUCGGUCCUUGCCCACACAUGUUUAUGUGAUGCCUCAGUUGAAGGGAAGUGUGGAGAUUUCAAACAUGUUGUCGACGGAAAAUGUUGCAGUUGUAGGAUAAAGUGUUUUAUAUUGUACUAAAGAUAAUUAUAUAUUGUUAUAGCGAA